Molecule: messenger RNA, 3153 nt
Organism: Eptesicus fuscus (big brown bat)
Lineage: Eukaryota; Metazoa; Chordata; Mammalia; Chiroptera; Vespertilionidae
Gene: TSC22D3
Product: TSC22 domain family member 3
Exons: 4
Coding region: 298-987 (229 amino acids)
Biological process (GO): regulation of transcription by RNA polymerase II
Source: RefSeq, a predicted model, not a curated record
GGUAAGGGUAAGGGCAGAGGUCACCUACGGUGGCAGAUGAGGAAAAAGAAGCGGGGGAGAGCAAGUUUGAAAAGUGGGGAAAGAAAAGUGAAGUGAAGAGAAAUGGACAAAAUUGAGGCGAAAGAGGGGGUGUGCUGAAGUGAGGAAAGGAAAGGGAAAAUAAAAUGAGGGAAAAGAAGGGGAAGAAAGAAGUCCCUGACAGAAAAAGAAAAAUUGGGGCAGAAAGGGGUAAAUGAGGAAAUAGAGAAAAAGAAAGGAGUAAAGAACGGGGGCAAAAAAGAAAGGAAGAAAACGGAAAUGGAUAAAGAAAGAGAAAAAAACGAAAGAAAGAAUGGGAGGAAAAGCGCAGAAAGACUGAACUUGCCUUUUCCAGACACCCUGGAGUCUCCUCAGGCCAACCCGGCGGACGCGCACCUGCCAGCCGCCCCAGACCUGGCAGGCCAGGCGGCCCCCGAGCCUGAGAAGAUGGCCCAGCCCAAGACCGACUGCCGCUCACCUGUCGGUCUCGACUGCUGCAACUGCUGCCUGGACCUGGCCCACCGAAGCGGGCUCCUGGGAGACAGCAGCGGGCAGAACAAGAGCCCGGGCAGCCCCACCGUGAGCAACUUUCGGCAGCUUCAGGAGAAGCUGAUCUUUGAGAACCUCAACACCGACAAGCUCAACAGCAUAAUGCGGCAGGAUUCGCUAGAGCCCGUGCUGCGAGACCCCUGCUACUUGCUCAACGAGGGUAUCUGCAACCGCAACAUUGACCAGACCAUGCUCUCCAUUCUGCUCUUCUUCCACAGUCUUGCUGUGACCUUCAAAAGAAGUCUUUACUUGAUUUCUCUACCUCCAUCUCAAUGUGAGGGAGUCCCCACUAAAGGAGCUGUUUUUUCUUCUGUCCUAUGUCCUGUUCCUGGUGGUAUUUUUUUUCCUUCCAACAUAGCUUAUUUAUCUCUCCAUUUUCAUCAUCUCCCUUGGAAUUUUGGGGUGAGUAGUAACAGUUAGUUUAGGAAAGAUUUACAAACUGGUGAAAAGUCAACUCACAGACUCUUUCUGGAUUAAGAAAGCUCUAUGUAGCACAGAAGACAGGCUAAUAUAUCAGAAAAUUAAUUCCAAUAUCAAUUAAGCUCAUGAUUUAAGAGGUUGUUUUCCUUAGCUAAUGUUCUUAAUGACCUAUAAAUAUAGUCUGGACUUUGUUCUGCCUACUACACAAGGUUCUUAGUGCAAACACCAUGUUCAGACAGCUUGUGACCUAAAUGUAACAUAAUAUCCUGAGAUUGGGAUUGUCUCCCACCUAAACUGAGGUGAAGAAACACCAUCCCUGGCUAGUGUAGUAGGUUCACUUGAAUAAUUCUAUUUCUCAUCCUGUUGCAAACAGAAUGGCCCUUGUGCACAUACUAUACCACCAGUUGGGUCCUAUGGGAGCCCCACGUCAUAGCAUAUUAUAUUGGCUGUUUUGUGACAUAACUGUCCUGGCAGCCUGGAGAAAAUAAAGGCCUUCAGACUGGGCUUCCCAGGGUGGGGGGGUUGACAAGGAUGUCAGUGCCAGGCACCUGGUUAGGAGAAAUAUUCUGAAGCAAAUAAUAACUACCUUCUUUGCUGAUAAGAGAGUCCCAGUAUUUUUCCAACAGCAAGAUUGCAUUAAGGUAUUUCCUUGGACCACAGCCUGAGUCACAAACUGAUACAUGACUAUUGGCCCUAACCUCAAUCAAACUAUUGUGUAUGUGGUGGAACUCACUGUUCUCCUUAUGGCCCUGAGUUGUUGUAAAUAAUACUCUCAGUUGCAUCACCUGUUCUUGUUCUUUCCUGGUUACUUUUGACUGCAAUUCUGUGUGUGUCCACAAGGUGGCCUCGCUUAGGAAAGAGCUGGAGAAAAGGACCUCAAGCCUCUGAAGUCUUUUUUUUUUUUUUUAAGCUUGAGCCUGAAAAGAUGAAAAUAUAGUUUGAUGGGAACAUAGAUAUCUCUUAGUAGACAACAAUAAACUCAUUUACCUUGUGACUUGGAAUUUGUGCCUGAAGUACCCUCUAAUCCUAUGCAUGGCUAGACCCAUCACAGGUGUUUUCCUAGGAUGAUUUAUACAUAUAGUCUUGGUUUGUAGUUUUGCUGUUUUUUCUGUUUAUAGGAAAGUAACAGAAUAUUGAUUUUAAAAAUAUGAGCAUGAAAUCAUGGAUAAUGUUGAAUGUUGAAUGCAGAAUAGGGUGUGGAAACCAAAGAUAAAAAUACUGGCAUCUUGUGGUCAUUCCAGUGCCCACUCCCUUACCAUUUCCUCUCACAUCCUCUGUCACCCACCUGGCUUCCAGGUGCUCCCUGUACAUUUUUCCCUACUCAUCUGAGCUCCUGGACACUCUCUCCUCCACACAGGCACAUUGGCAUGCACAGAUUAGCUCAGAUGUGUGCACACAUCCCAUGCAUGUCACAGAUCUGUGCACGUGUCCAUACACAGACAGGCAUAUCCAGAGGAGGAGCUGAGUGGAUAGGUGCUAGCGUUGGCGUAGGUCAGCAAGCCCACUGGUUGGGUGAAGGGACAUGCGGGUGACAAACUAUGUGUGAAAGAGAGAGACUGAGAAGGCAGGCAGUGGGAAGAAGGCAAGGCUCCUCGUGGUUAGGUUGGAUGCCUAGGGAGUGUGGUGUGUGAUACCAUUGCAAAGCCUUAGGGAUAUACUGGCUGACCCCUGAAGAAGAGUUUUUAAAACCAGCACUGCCCUCUACUGCACGCUUUCUAUCUACUAUUAUGGCAUUUGUAUUAAUUUCUCUAAGAAAUCAGUUCCAGUUUGGUUUUUACCGAUCUCCAGAGCCCUCGUUGGAGAUGCCAGUUGGCACAAGAAAGUGCUGAACUGUUUACAGUCCCAGCCUCAGGUUCAGGGAGCGGAUGUGGUUUCACUGGGCCACAAAGCCCCGUACACAACUCAUUUGCAUGACUCCUGACGCCAUGUGACGCAGCCGGCUCCUCCUAUAUAAAGAAGCAGGAGCCGAAAUAUCUCCGAGUCUGGGUUGGACUAGCGGCCGUGGAGUUUGUGACACACUAGGUGACACCCAUCGAGCCACUUCCCUUCAACUCCGGAGCGCUUGCCUGGCUUUAGGUCCUCUCGGCAGCCUUUGCCCCCCUCCUAGCCCCAGGGUCAGCCGCCCAGAAUCCAGGUCCGAGCAGCGCGCCAGCAGCUCCAGCUGAC